ACGCGGACGCAACGGGCCCACUGAUAACGAAUGACGGCAGCUGAAAGUCACACGGGUGAGGUGAUCGACUGCAAUAGGAGAUUCUUUGUUCGGGCCAUCAGUCAGAAGAGUGAUUGCUGAUCGAGUAGGAAGUGGAUAUUAAAACUCUGCUUAUUGUCCUCUUAUCUGAGCAAAUGGCGAUGCUCGAUUUUUAACGUCACUCACUGCUUCUGUGCGCACCGCAAUUCUCCCGCAAUGAGUCAAUCUGUUGUUGAAGGUGCGAGGACUGUGAAAAUGCUCUCUGGCAUGGCACGGCCGGCAAUGGCGCUUUUGCUACUCGGCGCUUUUCAAGUGCACCAGGUCCACUCUUAUGUGGCAGCAGUGGUUGAAUUCUCCCCCGACGGAAUUACAGGACCCCUGGUGCCGUCGCUGAUUUUCUCCAACAAUCUGCGCCGAUAUGAAGAGUUCGUCGUUGAUGCCAGGAAGACGUAUGCUGCGGACAUAAUCGUCUUUCCCGAAUAUGGCCUGACCACGACUUACACUUCCAACAACCGGUCUCUCGCUUUAGAGUUCGCACAGAUAGUUCCUGACAAGAACGACAACAUCAUCCCCUGCACGGCCUACAACGACACAUUUGAAUAUGAGGCCGUCCGCCGGCUGUCUUGCAUGGCCAGAGAUAAUGGAAUUUACCUUGUGGCUAAUUUGAUCGAGAAGGUUGAUAAGCCGGGAGCGGGAGUGCUGCUGCACAACACAAACGUGGCGUUUGAUAGCGCUGGCACCGUCGUGUCAAGGUACCGAAAAUUCAACUUGUUCGGUGAAUUCGCCCUGAACUUGACCGAUAUUAGUGACAUCUCGGUUUUUGACGCUUUGGGAGCUCGAUUCGGCAUGAUUACCUGCUUUGAUCUCAUGUUCCAACAACCCGCAGUGGAACUUGUUAAAACGUAUGGCGUUACGGACAUCAUAUUUCCUACCGCGUGGAUACACGAGUUGCCGUUCCUCACAGGUCCGCAGGCACAAGCAGCCUUUGCAUAUGGCAACCAGGUCAACGUUUUGGCCUCUGGUUACAACGAGCCUGAAGCGGGUCACACUGGCAGCGGAAUUUACUUAGGAAAAACUGCAGGAGAUCUGUUUGCCACGAUUGAACAGAAUGUCACAAGCAAAUUAGUUGUGGCAGAAGUUCCGACCCAAAUUUCCCAAAAACUUAAAACCCAAAUAGUUAAUCGAAAUAAUAUCGAACGAAAUGGAAUCAACCCAUUUGCUCAGAAGCCUGUGGAGAAUUACAUGCUCAUCACUGAAGAUAAUUUGCAGGACUACACUGCAGUCCCUGUGCCUAAAAACAUGCUCAAAGGCACCAUUCAAGCAUGCGACAACAUGCUCUGCUGCAACCUGACGUUUGAAAUUUUGAACAAAGAUGUUUUCAACUUCCACUACCAACUGCUGGCGUUUGACGGUAUUCGAACCCACUUGGUGGGCAGAUAUGAAACGGAAAUGCAAGUUUGUGCACUUGUUGCCUGCGCCGAUGACACCAAACUCAGUUGCUCGAACCCUUUUACAGCGAGUUCUUAUUCGGAACUCACCGAAUUCGGGCACAUCAAAAUAGAGGCUGAGUUUAAAUCUACUCUGCUGUGGCCUAAUACUGUGGACGCAGAUACUAUGUUGCCAUUGAGCAGAUCUGCUUACGAUUUCCAAGUAGACAACACCACCAACUUGGCAGUGUUGGAGAGAUCGGAGCCGAUUACAAAUGUCCACACAUUUGCAAUUUAUUCCCACGAUUAUAUUAAAUAAGGCAAUAAUUCAGUUCCUAUAUUAUGUGAUACCCAUUUAAUGAGAUUUUAACUAACAACGCAGCUAAUUAUCAAAAUAUUUGCACUUACAAUUUACAAUGUCUGUGAUUUACACACGCUCAGUUAAUCGUACCGUUUCUUCUCGUCCGUUGAUGUUCGAGAGGAAAUUUUUGGUCGGCCAGCUUUGUUUUUGUUUGAAUUGGUCGACAAGCUGGAAGACUGUUUGUCCUUCACUUUGUUUGCCAAAAAUGGGUGCACUUCUGUAACGAAACAAAAGCUCAAUUUACUUUUUUCAACAAUAAAAUUAUAUAUUAUACCUUCCACUGGUGCAUUUUCAAGUUUGAUGUCAAACGAGUUGAACUUUGGUUUCUUGGGCUGCGUAUUUUCUUUACUCUCAGAAUCAGCUGGCCUCUUUCCUAAAGAGAAGAAUUAUUUAGUCCAUGAAUAAACUUUGUUUUUGAUAAA
Molecule: messenger RNA, 2228 nt
Organism: Neocloeon triangulifer
Lineage: Eukaryota; Metazoa; Arthropoda; Insecta; Ephemeroptera; Baetidae
Product: pantetheinase-like
Exons: 7
Coding region: 235-1764 (509 amino acids)
Source: RefSeq, a predicted model, not a curated record